GGCGCGAGUCUGGUGACGUUGUCCGGACUUGCGAGCGGCACAGACCCCAACUUGCGGCAUGUCUACUUUCAGAACAGCAACUUCUCAGUCCUCCUAUAGGAAGAUGUUCGGCGGAGAUAGAACCGUGAGAAGCAGCUACUCCAGCCGCCAAUAUUCCGCUCCCAUGCGCACCACCCGGGUGUUGUCGUUCGGGGCGCCCGGGGGCGCCGGCGGCGUCGUCUAUGCCACCAAGACGCAGCGUCUGCGCAGCAGCAACGCCGCGGCCAUGCCCCGGCUCGCCUCGGAGCAGCUGGACUUCACGCUGUCCGACGCCAUCAACAGCGAGUUCAUCGCCAACCGCACCAGCGAGAAGGCGCAGAUGCAGUCGCUCAACGACCGCUUCGCCAGCUACAUCGAGAAGGUGCGCUUCCUGGAGCAGCAGAAUAAAAUCCUGCUGGCCGAGCUGGAGCAGCUCCGCGGCAAGGGCACGUCGCGAGUCGGCGACCUGUACGAGGAUCAGAUGCGCGAGCUGAGGCGCCAGGUGGACCAGCUGAGCAACGAGAAGGCCCGGGUGGAGGUGCACCGGGACAACUUGGCCGACGACAUCGGGAGGCUCCGAGACAAGUUGCAGGAUGAGAUGUCCCUGAGGGAAGAGGCCGAGGCAAACAUGCAGAGCUUCCGACAGGAUGUGGACAACGCUGCCCUCGCCAGACUGGACCUAGAGAGGAAGGUGGAUUCUCUCCAGGAGGAAAUUGACUUCCUCAAGAAGCUGCAUGAUGAGGAAAUGUUGGAGCUGCAGAACCAGAUCCACAUGCAGCAGCAUGUGCAGGUUGACAUGGAAGUGGCCAAGCCGGACCUGACUGCUGCCCUGAGGGACGUCCGUUUGCAGUAUGAGAACCUGGCCUCCAAAAACAUCCAGGAGUCUGAGGAUUGGUACAAGUCCAAGUUUGCCGAUCUCACUGAAGCGGCCGCCCGCAACAACGAAGCUCUGAGGCUGGCCAAGCAGGAGGCCAACGACUACCGACGCCAGGUUCAGGCUCUUACCUGUGAGGUGGAUGCCCUCAAGGGAACCAACGAGUCGCUGGAGCGGCAGAUGCGAGAGAUGGAGGACAACUUUUCGGCGGAGACAGCGGGCUAUCAGGAAACGGUGGCGCGGCUGGAAGACGACAUUCACAACAUGAAGGAUGAGAUGGCUCGCCACCUGCGGGAGUACCAGGACCUCCUCAACGUCAAAAUGGCCCUGGACAUCGAGAUCGCCACCUACAGGAAGCUGCUGGAAGGAGAAGAGAACAGAAUCUCCACCCCAAUGCCGAACUUGUCCUCCCUCAACCUGAGAGAAACCAUGAUCGAUUACAAACCUCAAGUGGAAACCACAACCACCAAGAAGGUUCUCAUCAAGACCAUCGAGACCAGAGACGGUCAGGUGAUCAACGAGUCGACCCAAAACCACGAUGACAUGGAGUAAUAAGGCCACACACAAACGAUACGAUGUUCACUGGCUCUGCACUCAAUGACACUCUUAGCUUUGAAAAGUGCCUUUUAUAUGUCAUGAUUUGGUGAGCGAGUUAGUUUGAAACAAUGUGUUGAGCUUCCAUUUCUCUUCUCUUUUUUUUUUUUGUCUCAGACACAAUAAUUAACAAUAAAAAUAGCAUUCCUGGACACACAUAGUCAGACAAAGCAUCUCACUUGUAGUCAACCUUUUGCUAGAUUCAGUUUGUACACAACCAAAUGCUAAAUGCGUCACCGUUGCCUUAUAUUCAGCAAUAAACUAAUAAGACUGUGA
Messenger RNA from Hippocampus comes (tiger tail seahorse), 1762 nucleotides. RefSeq names its product vimentin A2-like. The transcript has 9 exons. Bases 59 to 1444 code for a protein of 461 amino acids. Gene Ontology annotation, biological process: intermediate filament organization. Lineage: Eukaryota; Metazoa; Chordata; Actinopteri; Syngnathiformes; Syngnathidae. Gene Ontology annotation, molecular function: structural constituent of cytoskeleton. Gene Ontology annotation, cellular component: cytoplasm; axon; intermediate filament. The record is from RefSeq and is a predicted model, not a curated record.